This is a messenger RNA of Maniola jurtina (meadow brown), 1358 nucleotides long. RefSeq lists its product as uncharacterized. NCBI's taxonomy places the organism in Eukaryota, Metazoa, Arthropoda, Insecta, Lepidoptera, Nymphalidae. The transcript has 4 exons. The record is from RefSeq and is a predicted model, not a curated record. The coding region runs from base 70 to 765 and encodes 231 amino acids.
ACAGUCAGUUCCUACGCGCAUACGCACUGCUGGUGGGAUCGCGCGAUAUUGUAUACGACACGCGUGUUUAUGAGUGGAAGCACUAUGAAUCUGAAACUAACCAACGUGAACGAGGUAAGAAGCUCUGUCAACUUGCUUCAUAGCGCGCCUGUGUCUUCUGUAAAGGAAGAAAGGCAACGCACAGGAAGAUUGAUCGCGGUCCUCGUGGGGAUCUGCCUCCUGAUGGUGGCGCUUUACCAUGCCUGGGUGCGGAAGAUACCCGUGGUAGCCAGCCUGGUGGUACCUGCGCUUAUAAUGUUCGUGUACGUAGGAUGGGUGUUGUACACCGCAUCAAGAGAUAAGAAAAGGUUGCUGGCAGCACAAGCGGCUCUGAACGCCGUUAUCACAGACAACCCUGACAACGAUGGAAGAACUUCCGAAAUGUCUCAAAGCAAUAUAGAAAUAUCUGUCAUAUCGAGCAAAGAAAGUUCCAAAGUCAAUACACCCGACGGUUCAACUCAGAAGGACUGGUCUGAAAUAUCAUCAGCACUUCGAAAAGGAUAUCGGAAAACUGAAAAAAGGAGCGUUUGUUUUGUCAAACCUAUAAUUUUGAUUAAUGAUAAAUUACCAGAGGACUUGGAUUUAGAUCAGAAAUGGUCGCAUAUUGUUGAAGCUCUCGCGGUUAACGAGAGGUUGAAAGUGCUUCAGCCACGCAGGAAGUUUAAGCGGAAAUUCUGUAGAAGCAGGCGGCAUGCAAUAUUCAAAAGAUCAUAUUCUAUAGGGUAACUGUAGGUAUUAAAUGAUAUUUAGUUGCUGGCAAUGUGAAAUAUGGAGGACAAAUUGAGGAUCCGGCGAACAAAACGGUGUAAUUACCUACACUACUGAUCGAAACACAAUUUUCUUUAAUCCAGACGUUAUGGGCCCACUCUCAUUUCCAAGCAAAAUAGACCUGAAAUUGAGUCCAAAGUUCACGAUUUUCACCACGGAAUACAAACUUAAGUACCUACUUAUUUUCAAGCAAAACGGCCUAAAACUGUGAUAAAAUUAAGCCCACAGUUCGUUAUUUCAAUCAAAACGUUACUAUUACAGUGAAGCUUCAACAGUUUUCAUUCAAUUUUUUGCUUCUCCUGUAAUUUUUUUGCGAUUUUAGUGCAAUUACAUCGUUUUGUUCGCCAGCUUAAUCUAUCUAAGAAGCUAGGAUGGCUUUAACUAGGAUUGUGAAAGCAUGUUAUUUAAGAUUUAUAUGUAAAUAGAUGAGUUAUUUAGAAAAUAGUUAUUUAUAAAUUAACUUAUAUAGUUAUUAACAGCUGCAGAUAAACAGUAAACGGUAGGAAACAUAAUAUACAUAGUUACAAGAAUGUGCGUGUACAAAAGACUUA